CUGGAGGACUACAACGCCGUCGUCGUCGACGCGCACGCGGACCACGUCCCCGAGAUCAUGCGCAAGCUCGCCGACCCGCGCUACGACGACGUUUCGGUGAGGCAUCCGACGCGCAGCCCGGGCAGCUCGGACGCCAGGCGCCGGGCUAGGUUGGAGCUCGUCUUCAAGGAGCGCCUCUUGGACAUGGCCAUGGAGAUGCGCAUCCGAGACAUUAAACGGCACGUCCUAGAUGUCGACAGCUACAUCGGCCUCAAGUCCUUGUACACCGACCCGGACGCGCUUGUCCUCGAGUGUGUGUCCCCCCUGGCCGUGGCUAGGGUCAGCACGCUUUGCUCGCAGCUCAUCUUCCUCACCAGCGAUAGGGCCCUGAUUCGCACUGCGGCCUCGAAGGACACGUGGGAGAAAUUGAUGAACGACGCAGCUAAGGAGGACGAGGCACUUACUAUCACGAGCCUUCGCUGGAAGGCUGGCAAAUAUGGAGGGCGGCACUUCGCCACUGUUGACGCUACUGUUGGCGCUCUGACGGCCUCCCGCCGUCGGAGGCACCGCAGGGGGAAGCCAGCAACGAUCGUCGACCAUAUCACCGAGAUUCGGAUCAAUGGGGAGGUCGGCCACGACAGCAAGGGGGUCAUCAACAGGCUGCUGCAGCACGCUUGCCAGACCCAGGCCCUGAACCUUCAGCCGGCGCGAGACUCAGAGCGUCCGGAGAUCGGCACUUCGGUGCACCUGUUGGACCUCAACCCCACGGCCCCUCCAGGCCACGCGCGGUUUUACCUGGGCAGCAGCGCCGACGUCCGCAAAGUCUACCAGGCACUCCAUGGGCAGGUUCUCCAAAUCGGCUCCGACACGGUCUCCAUCACCGUGCAGAACGACGCUGCGGAACAACUUUACCCCGACGUCACCCCCGACCAACGCAGCGACGUCCCCUUCUGCCUCCUGCUUCGCCGCAAACUGUAUCGCGACUUCGGCGUGGACUGCCCAUCCGACAUCGGCCCGUCUAGCGAUUCGCCGACGGAUCCACUAGUACGAACAUUGGCUCGCCGCCAGCACCUGCCCUACAAUGGGGACGUCUCCAUAACUACGUGGAAUGCCCAGGCGCUCUUCGCUGAGAACCCGUCCUGUUUCAAGCGGAAGUCUAAGUGCGCACACGACCUCAUGACCAGCCACGACAUAGGCCUCUGGACGGAGGCGCACGGCACGGCGGGCGGCAGCUCUGUCUGGACGAACCCAUCCGCUUGCCAGUCUUGGUGGGCCCCUGGCCCCACCACGGCAGCCGCUGGAGUGGGCAUCACCGUCACAGACAAGUUCUUCGCCCUCUUCGGCCAGCACGGCAACCUCGACUUGUAUGUCCUCUAUUUUCGCACGGGUUCGGAAGUGAAGCCUCACGAUGUCGCUGCCGCCGGCCUGGAGCACAUGGACCGCCUGCCGUCCUUCUUCGAGCUCAGGGAGGCGCUUCGUAGGCGUCUCUCCUCGCACAUUGCCCCGAGAGACUCCGCGCUCAGCAUCCUCGGCGGCGACAUGAACUACGUGGCCGACGAGCAGGACCGGAUCAACAUGGCCAGAAUGGUAUCUUCUGGAGCACGCGACUCCCGCGAGGAGGCCCGCUGGGACACUAUGGUUGCACAGCCGCACGGUCUACGCGAACUCCACCAGCCCUGCAUGACCUACGCGUCGCCCAAUGCACGUUCCCGGCUCGACAGGCUAUAUUGCAACCAGGAGCACACGCACUACCUGGACUACAACAUGUCGUGCGCGGCCCUCCCGUGGUGUCCCGAGCUAUCCCGACAUAGGGCUGUCAGUUUCCGCCGCGCGCGUCCGUGCCGCGAUUCGGACUCCGCGCAGCCACUCGCCGACCACGUCGUCGACCACCCCGACUGGCCAUCCAAGGUAGCCUUAACUUUUGGAGAAUUGCUCGAUCAGUCACCGGGGGCGUCUCGGCUGAGAAAGGCUUCGUUUCUCGAGGAGGCCAUGCGCACUGCCGCCGCCCACCUGGACGGGCCAGCGCACGCUGCUUCGGGCACGCUGAGCGCGGAAGACCGGCUGGGCACGACGAUGCGCUUCCUGAGGGCUUCGGAGCGGCAGUCCCCGAGUGCGGUUAGCUCUUGCAUCUCCCGCUACCCCGCCCUGUGCACGCUGGUCGACAACCCGUGCGACUUCACUGGCCCGCCCCAGGCACGUCUCAGAUUGGUCCGGCAGCAUGCGCUCGACCUUGCCCGCGACCACGCUCUCGAUGAGCUCAACCAGUUGCACGGCGAUCUCGCGGACCUCCCAGCGGGGUGUGCCGCGCACCGCCGUCGGCGGGUCCACCGGCUGAUUCACCGCCUCGCCCCCGGCCGCAACUGCGCGACCUUCGCGAUCAUGGACAAGCAGGGCCACGCGACCACCGACCCUUCGGCGAUGGCCUCCACCCUACGGGACCACUGGUCGAAGGUAUUCGCAGCCCAGCACACCGACGCCGCCCUCCGAUCCCAAUGGCAGCACGAGGAAGCAGACCACGGCACGCCAGAAGAUGCAAGACACCUCCCCUUCAACAAGCCCUCCCGGGAGGACUUCAAGAACGCCUUGCGCCUCUCCAAGAACAGUGCGCCGGGCCCAGAUGGCAUUACUUUCCGG
This is a messenger RNA of Prorocentrum cordatum, 2613 nucleotides long. Lineage: Eukaryota; Dinophyceae; Prorocentrales; Prorocentraceae. The record is from the annotation of a GenBank genome assembly.